Molecule: messenger RNA, 1701 nt
Organism: Hydra vulgaris (swiftwater hydra)
Lineage: Eukaryota; Metazoa; Cnidaria; Hydrozoa; Anthoathecata; Hydridae
Product: aromatic-L-amino-acid decarboxylase
Biological process (GO): amino acid metabolic process
Cellular component (GO): cytoplasm
Molecular function (GO): pyridoxal phosphate binding; carboxy-lyase activity
Source: RefSeq, a predicted model, not a curated record
UUGAGAAAAGAAAGAGUAAGAGAAUUGUUAGUUUUCUUAUUUUAGCAACGUUUCGUCGGUGUUUUUUCUUCGGUAUUGUGAAACAAAUUAUAAUAGUAAUGAGAAUUUUCAAAACAGUUAAAACAUUUUGACACCUAAGAAAAAUCGUCUUCAACUAAAACGUUGGAUAAAGUCUAAGAGUUAAUAUUCCUGAAACUAAUAACGGCGGACCUGUGCAAAGCGCACACCGAAUUCGACUUAAGAAACAUCAUGACUACCAUUGAAGAGUUUAAAAAGUUUUCAAAAGAAAUGAUUGAUUACGUUGCAAACUAUUACGAAGAUAUAGAAAAAAAAAGUGUGCUUCCAAAAGUUCGUCCAGGUUACCUUAAAAACCUUUUACCGUCAAAUGCACCUUUUGAACCUGAAAAAUGGGAAGAUAUAAUGAAAGAUAUUGAAAAUAUUAUUUCUCCUGGAAUUACUAACUGGCGACAUCCUCAUUUUCAUGCAUAUUUUGUGUCUGCUAUAAACUUUCCAUCAAUAGUAGCUGACAUAUUAGCUAAUGCAUUGACAGGUCCAGGUUUUUCUUGGAUAACAAUGCCAGUCAGUACUGAGUUAGAAAUGAUAAUGAUGGAUUGGCUAGCUGAUUUUAUUGGUUUACCUGAACAUUUUAAGUUUUCUUCGGAUAGCUCAGGAGGUGGUGUUUUACAAAGUUUUGCAAGCGAUGUUACUCACUACACAUUGUUACUUGCACGAUCUAGAAUAACAAAACAAAAUUCAAACGACAGCGACAUUAUGUCAAAACUUGUAAUGUAUGCAUCAAGUCAAUCUCAUUCUUCUGUAAUAAAGGCUGGAUUAUUAGCGGGAAUAAAAAUACAUUACGUGGAUACAGACGAAAAUUUUACUUUAAGAGGAGAAGGGCUUGAAAAAGCAAUUUCUGAAGACAAAAAAAAUGGACUUAUUCCGUUUUAUCUAUGCGCAACACUUGGCACUACAACUUCAUGCGCGUUUGACAACAUUCAAGAAUUAGGACCAAUAUGCAAUAGGGAAAAAAUAUGGCUUCAUAUAGAUGCAGCAUAUGCAGGAAGUUCGUUUGCAUGCGAAGAGAAUCGUUAUCUAAUGGCAGGUAUUGAAUUAGUAGAUUCCUUUAACUUCAACUUACAUAAGUGGAUGCUAGUAUCAAUUGAUUGCUCUGCAUUAUGGGUGAAAGACAAAAACGAAAUAAGUAGUGCUUUCAACGUUGAUCCCGUAUAUUUAAGAUUUCCUAUUGGCGGAGAAUUACCUCAAUACCGCCAUUGGCAUAUUUCAUUAGGACGUCGUUUUCGGUCUCUAAAAGUAUGGUUUACUUUACGUCUUUAUGGAAAAAAAGGAAUACAAAGUUAUAUUCGAAAUCAUAUUCAACUUGCUCAUGAAUUUGAGGCAAUGAUUCAGUCUGACAGUAGAUUUGAAAUUAGUUAUCCAGUUACAAUGGGUUUAGUUUGUUUUCGUUUAAAAGGUAGCAAUGAACUUAAUGAAAAAUUGAACGAGUCAAUCAAUGCUGAGGGUGAAAUACACAUAACUCCAUCAAAACUUGGCGACAAAUUUAUUUUGCGACUGGCUAUCACAUACGAACAUGCAAAUAUAGAACAUAUAAAAUUUGCAUACGAUAACAUUAAAAAACAUGCGGAUUUAUUACUGUUGUAAGUUUACUUUAAAAUUUAACUUGAAAAUUAUAGAAUCAGUUUA